Molecule: messenger RNA, 615 nt
Organism: Piliocolobus tephrosceles (Ugandan red Colobus)
Lineage: Eukaryota; Metazoa; Chordata; Mammalia; Primates; Cercopithecidae
Gene: APOC4
Product: apolipoprotein C4
Exons: 3
Coding region: 42-425 (127 amino acids)
Biological process (GO): triglyceride homeostasis; positive regulation of triglyceride storage
Cellular component (GO): high-density lipoprotein particle; very-low-density lipoprotein particle
Source: RefSeq, a predicted model, not a curated record
AGAGUUGAGCACAGAGGGACAGAGGCACGGAAACCCCAGAAAUGUCCCUCCUCAGAAACAGGCUCCAGGACCUGCCUGCCCUGUGCCUCUGUGUGCUGGUCCUGGCCUGCAUUGGGGCAUGCCAGUCAGAAGCCCAUGAAGGAACCCCCAGCCCCCCACCGAAGCUAAAGAUGAGUCACUGGAGCCUGGUGAUGGGCAGGAUGAAGGAGCUGCUGGAGCCAGUGGUGAACAGGACCAGAGACAGGUGGCAGUGGUUCUGGAGCCCCAGCACCUUCCGGGGCUUCAUGCAGACGUACUAUGACGACCACCUCAGCGACCUGGGUCCGCGCACCAAGGCCUGGCUCCUCAAAUCCAAAGACAGCCUCUUGAACAAGACCCACAGCCUGUGCCCCAGGAUUGUCUGUGGGGACAAGGACCAGGGUUAAAAUAUUCAUAAAAGCCAGGUGUGGUUGUGGCGGGUGCCUGUAGUCCCAGCGACUCAGGAGGCUGAGGCGGAAGGAUGGCUUGAGCCCAGGAGUCUGAGACCAGCCUGGGCAACACAGCAAGACCCCUUGGGUGGGAAACAAAAAGAAACAAAAAAAGUUCAUACUUCUCCAAUAAAUAAAGUCUCACCUG